Lithohypha guttulata is the source of this 1299-nucleotide messenger RNA. RefSeq lists its product as uncharacterized. The coding region runs from base 1 to 1299 and encodes 432 amino acids. The transcript has a single exon. Lineage: Eukaryota; Fungi; Ascomycota; Eurotiomycetes; Chaetothyriales; Trichomeriaceae. The record is from RefSeq and is a predicted model, not a curated record.
AUGGACACCACCGUUUCACGAAGCUCAUCACGAUCAUCCACUGUGGUCCUAUCUACGCAGGAUUCGAUCACAGGCAGCAAGCGCAAACGUACGCGUGCCGAAUCCGAGACGCCCAAAAGUCGGGACAUGGAUCGACAUGCCCGUCCUCAGCUACAGAGAGCAUCCAAUUCAGUACACGGGGACCAGGUGGUACGCGGACGUAUGUGUAUACUAAUACCUAUGCAACGGUCAGUUGACGAUGUUCCAGAAGUGCCGAAUUCACCAGAUGUCAGACGGCCAAGACCAUCAACUACUAGAGAAGGUACUCGUGGACGUGACGCUUCGACAGAUUCCUCAGAUGACAAGCUACCUUAUGCUUGUCCUUAUGCCAAACAUGAUCCUAGAACUUACUCUCAUUCUCGUCAAAGCACAAGUGGUGAUCAUGAGUAUCGCAACUGCUCAACUGGAUAUUGGACGUCUAUUGCACGACUCAAACAACAUUUAUAUCGUACUCAUGACAAGACUACGAGAUGUUGUCAAAGGUGCUGGCAGAAUCUUCCGAACGACGACAAGUAUCGCGAUCACAUCCGCGCAGCAACCUGCAGACGUAACGCCGAACCCGUCGAGAAAAUGGACGCCGAGCAGGUUGAGCUAGUCAAGGCACGGACUCAGGACAAUUCGGAAGCAUGGUACCAUCUUUACAGCAUCCUCUUCCCUGACGACGGAAGGCCUGCAUCGCCGUAUGCAGAGUGGGUUACUGGUGAGAACCUCAGACAGUGCUUCCGAGGUCUUCAGAAACGUCUACCAGUACUUUUGUGGCAGGCAGCAAUUCAGUUUCAACUUUUGACGAGAGACGAGCAACCUACGAACACAAAAUUAUUUCGUACUAAUGCACAAAUUAUCCAUCAAGCACUUCGACGAUGCCUGGAGGAAUUUGCAGAAAGCACAGGUCUCAGACACGUCUUUGAGAGUGGCCCUGCCUCACCAACAGGGAGUAUCGCAGGCAGUACUUCGAGUGAGCGUGGUAAUCUUCCUGCAACCAGGAUCCAAUCAAAUCCUGAGAUACCAAGUCACAGACACGAAAGACAUACUGCGUUCCAACCCGAAGACACAAGUUCCUCAGAUGACGAGAUGAGUAUCGACCACACACUUCAAUCUCAUCAAACACCACAUCACCCUCUAGCAUAUGCCACUCCGGCAGUCUCGAUGCCAUAUACUUCGGCAAGCUUCACCGCGACCACCUUUGCGCCUUCCUACGAGGAUCUCGUAGCUAUGGAAUCUAUCUACCAGACGUAUCACAACCAUGAGGAUAAUUUUUAA